This is a messenger RNA of Hydatigera taeniaeformis, 261 nucleotides long. The record is from the annotation of a GenBank genome assembly. NCBI's taxonomy places the organism in Eukaryota, Metazoa, Platyhelminthes, Cestoda, Cyclophyllidea, Taeniidae.
UUUGAUGCAUUUUCAGGCAUCGCCCGUGGCAUCAGCAACAACAACGCCAGCGCCACCUCUACCGGUUACGGCUCAGCUCCUCGAAGCGUUGUUGCCUUCGAAUCCUCCGAUGGAAGAGUACAGCAACAACAACAACAACAGCAGCAACAUCAACCGCAACCAUCAACUUCGACAGGAGCAACAGUGGCGACGACAACAGGACCUGUAGAAGCCACGGAAGACGAGGAGAAUAUCUACACUUCGGAGUUUGUCCUCGUCUAG